AACCCUACCAGGGGUAGGCCUUGAGAGAGAAUUUCCGGUACCAUUUCUCGCCUGGAAAGUUGUUUUAAAAAUACUUUUCCUCUAGUCACUAUCUAGAUUAAAUCUAGAUCUAUUUACUGUUUUUUUUCUUUAAAAAAUCAUUUCGUCUUGGAUAUAUAGUAAAAACAAACAUUAUGAAUCCAAACUUUGACACAAUUGGUAAACAGUUUGUUGAACAAUAUUAUGCUGUGUUCGAUAACAAAGAUACACGAAGCCAAGUCGCGGUUAUGUACCACCCUGCCAAUGCCUUGUUAACAUUUGAAGGACAGCAAUUUCAUGGUAUAAAUGCAAUAGCAGAAAAGAUGAAAAACAUCCCAAUAGAUAACAUGUUUAGACAAAUAACAACAAUUGAUUGCCAGCCAACAAUAGAUGGUGGUGUUCUGGUCAAUGUCAUAGGUCAACUGAAGAACAAUUCAGAGCAUGAUAAAGUGAUGGGAUUUUCUCAAACCUUUGUCCUUAAGCCUGCAGAUAAUUCUUUUUUUAUCUUUCAUGACAUUUUUAGAUUGGUUAUACACAACAUGUAGUGACACAUUUAGAUAAUUUUCCUAAGAACUAAAGAGUGAGCCCUUUUUUAUUAAGUAAAAUGAUUUGUCUUACCAUAUUUAUACUUAUCUGCAUGUGUUUUUUAAUACUUGUUCUGAUAUGUUAUGCAGGAAUUUCUCCAAAACAAUAGUAGGUCAGUUAAAACUAAAAGGCAGAAAUUUUUUUUUAGGUGACUUGUUAAGAUUUUAGCUUUGUUUAUGUUUAAAGUUCACAAACUAGUUUAAUGUAAGACAGUUAAGACAAGAUCCUUUCGUUAAUGCAGUAUUACACUCUCUUAGCAACUGUGUUAAAAACAAACACUCAGAACAGAAUGACCUAACUGAUUGUUUACCUUAGAAAUGUUGAUUUCACAGACUUUACAGUUGUGGGGGGUGAAUGGGAGUUUUUUCAAUAAUUUAUUACAACCUCACUGUUACUGUGUAAUGUGUGGGCUUGUAUGGUUUGAAACUGUUUAAAUGCUUUGAAUUUAUUGGCACAGAUUAUUGAUUUUUAAAAAACAUCUUAAUUUUUCCAUGUGAGUUUUAAUAGUAGGUGCAGUAAUUAAGGUAUUUGUUUACUUUGCAAUUAAGGAACAUAAUUAGCAUUGUUAAGUGUAGUUUUUUUUUUUUAACAUAGUUCAAAAGACUUUGUUAAUUACUGCAUGUCCUUCAGUAUUUUGGAAAGAAUUUUUUUUUGUACUUAGCAAAUAUCUUUCUUGGUUUUAAAAAACUUGUGAUGGUUAUGUUGGAUGCAUUUCUUCUUUAGUUUUUGUGCUGUUUUAUUGUUUUGAAAUGGGCCACAUUACUUUGCAUACUUAGACAUUUUAAUAGUUGCCUUUCCCCCUGUUUCUGGGGUUAUUAGUCGUGUUUCAGUAUAUAACCAGUGCAAGAAUUAAAUCAAGCAUUUUUAAUCAGUGUAGGGCUAUGUUU
Molecule: messenger RNA, 1490 nt
Organism: Physella acuta
Lineage: Eukaryota; Metazoa; Mollusca; Gastropoda; Physidae
Product: nuclear transport factor 2
Biological process (GO): nucleocytoplasmic transport
Source: RefSeq, a predicted model, not a curated record